Messenger RNA from Urocitellus parryii (Arctic ground squirrel), 4143 nucleotides. Lineage: Eukaryota; Metazoa; Chordata; Mammalia; Rodentia; Sciuridae. The record is from RefSeq and is a predicted model, not a curated record.
GCGGGCGGCAGGGGCGGGGGACAGGAUGCGGAUGCCGGGGGGACUUCCUGUGCCGGCCCCCGCGCCCCCGCCCCGGCCCGGCCAGCUGCCCGCACGGACGCACGCACUGGCGGGCGGGCGAGCGAACGGGGACCCGGCCCGGCCGUGGCGCCCGCCCCCCGCCCCGGCCAUCGCGGCCCGGUCCAGGCCGCCCUCGGGCUCUGGGCACCUGUGGCCGGCGGCCGUCCAGGACCUGUGUCGCCCGUCCCCAGCCAACCCAAGACCCCGCCACCCUGCAGCGCCAACCUAGGGCUUUGGCCCCGGCCCUGCUGCGCGCGAUGGUCCCGCAGGGCCAGCCUUGAGUCCCGCGCGGAAUUCGGGGCUCUGCCUCCUGUCCUCGCCCCCGCCCGAGAGUCUCCACUAACUUCUGCCCGGGAACUCCACUCURCCCCUUGUCUUGGCCCAGGGCGACCUGGGCAUCUCUGACAGCGCAAACCCUGCCGAGUGCCCAGAAAGGCCCCAGGGUGGCAGGCGCCUCCCAGGCUCUUUCUGGAUGGAGGCGCCUCCGGAAGGAGCCGGCUGAAUGCUGUGGCCUUCACCUUGCAGCCUCUGCUGACCACACCUCCCCUAGUGCAGAGGCUGCAGCCAGCAGGAAAUGCUGUACCAGCCGGCUCCUGGGGACCCCGGUGUGACCACCAGGAUGGAGGUGGGGCCAGCCACAGAGACCUUUGUGUUGGAGCUGCGCUGUCUUGAGGAUGGGGGUCCAGGGCCUGCUGCCCUCUCAGGUGGCAGCGGUGGGAGUGAGAGUCAGGAGGAGGAAGAGGCUCAGGAGGGGCGCAGUGGCCCACAACAGCCAUCAGUGUCAGCCCCAGUAGGGGCCAGUAACAUUGCUGAAGAAGCCCAGCCAGGACAACAAGAGCUGCUACUGCAACAGCUAGAGCAGCAGCCAGAGCUGCAAGAACAGCCCCAGCAGGAGCAGCCUCAACAGCAGCAACCACAGAAGCAACUAUUAGAACAUCAGCCAGAAAUGCAACAGCAGCAGCAACAGCAGGAUGGGCAACAGCAUCUGCCUCAACUACAGCUGGAGCUACAGGAAAACCACCAAUCUGUGCAACACCAAAAACUGAAACCACAAGUGCAGGUAAUACAACAACAGGGACAGGUACCAGAGCAAGUGCAAGAGAAACAGUUACAGCAGCAGGAACAGUUACAGCAGGAAGUGCAAAAGCAACAACUUUUGCAACAGCAGCAGGAACAGUUACAGCAACAAGUACAAGAACAGCAGCUGUUACAACAGCAACAGGCACUGCUACAGGAACAGCACGUGCAAGAGCAACUAUUGUUACAGCAGCAACAGGCACAGUUACAGCAGCAAGUACAAGAGCAACAGCUCUUACAGCAGCAACAGGAACAGUUACAGCAGCAACAACUGUUACAACAGCAGGAACAAUUACAGCAGCAACAGUUCCAACAGCAUCAGGAACAGCUACACCAACAGCAACUACUGUUGUUACAGCAGCAGGAACAGUUACAACAACAGUUGUUGCAGCACCAACAACAGGCACAGUUACAGCAGCAGCUCCUGCAGCAGCAGCAGGCACACAUACAGCAGCAGCUAUUGCUGCAGCAGCAGGAGCAGUUACAGCAGCAGCAACAGCAACAGCUAUUGCAACAGCAUCAGGAACAGCUACAGCAACAGCAGCCUCCUCCAAUGGAGCCAGAGGAGGAGGAAGAGGUGGAACUGGAGCUCAUGCCAGUGGACCUGGGGUCAGAGCAGGAGCUGGAGCAGCAGCGGCAGGAGCUAGAGCGGCAGCAGGAACUGGAGCGGCAGGAGGAGCAGCGGCAGCUGCAACUCAAACUGCAGGAGCAGUUGCAGCAGCUGGAGCAACAGUUGGAGCAGCAGCAGCUAGAGCAGGAGCAGCUGGAGCAGCAGGAGGUGCAGCUGGAGCUCACCCCCGUGGAGCUGGGCACCCAGCAGCAGGAGGUGCAACUGGAGCUGACCCCUGUGCAGCCUGAACUGCAGCUGGAGCUGGUUCCCGCUGCAGGGAGCAGCGCGGCGACUGUCCCAGGGGCUCCAGCGGCUGUUGUGGUGGCCCCCCCAGGCUACGUGGUGCUGCAAGAGCUCAUGGUGCUGCCCGCAGUGGCCACGUCAACAGUGGUGGCCAUCCCGGGCCCAGCGGGCAGCGCCGCGCUCACUCCAGCACGGCAGCGGCGGCGACGGCGCGCACGAGACCGGCCGACCAUCUGCGGAGAGUGCGGCAAGGGCUUCAGCCGCAGCACAGACCUUGUGAGGCACCAGGCCACGCACACCGGCGAGCGGCCGCACCGCUGUGGUGAGUGCGGCAAGGGCUUCUCGCAGCACUCCAACCUGGUGACACACCAGCGCAUCCACACGGGCGAGAAGCCCUACGCCUGCUCGUAUUGCUCCAAGCGCUUCAGCGAGAGCUCAGCUCUUGUGCAGCACCAGCGCACGCACACUGGCGAGAGGCCCUACGCCUGUGGCGACUGCGGCAAGCGCUUCAGUGUCUCCUCCAAUCUGCUGCGUCACCGGCGCACACACUCGGGCGAGCGGCCCUACGUGUGCGAGGACUGUGGCGAGCGCUUCCGCCACAAGGUGCAGAUUCGCCGCCACGAGCGCCAGCUGCAUGGAGCUGGCCGCUCGCGUGGCCUUGGCCUGCUGCGGGCCUCGAGGCCGGCGCCGUCUACUGGCCCAUCGCGCGCCCAGCAGGCCUCCGGGGCCACAGCAUCCACCAACAAGGCUUCAUGAUGCGGGUGCGCAUCUCUGCAACAGAAGGCAGAGGGCCAGGAGCAGAAAGGGGUCAGCCUGGAAGCACGGGGCAUCCAGGGCGGGGAGGGUGCUCUUUCAAGCACCCUCCACAUGAGUGGAGGGUGAGAAGCCCCACAUGGAGUGGGAUGGACACCUCGACCCCAGUUCAUGGUCAUGACCCCAGUACAACAUCUCCCGGAUCAUCCUGGAAUAUCCUUGGGAACGAAAAGACUACCAUCAUCCCCCAUAUUCCCUGAGAAGUGCCAGGUUCACAGAUCCACCCCCAGAAAUCAUCCACAAGAGAACAGCCACUGUGGCUAAAACAGCACGUGGGGAAACCCAUGAGCGAGAGGGCUGCCAAAAAUUUUCCCCUGAGAAAAUUGGACUUAGUAGAAACAAGAACAGCCUGAGAACACUCCCCAGGACAAUUGAGGAUGUUUGACGUGGACCAAACACUCACCAAGGAAUAAAAUAAAUCUGGUGAGGCACACAUGGAAAAUAAUGGAUCCUGGUGAAAAUUAUUUAAAGGAGGAAAAAAACAGGGAAAAAGUAAACUUACCUGCACUAUGUAGGAAACUGAUCAAGGCAUUGAAUUGUCCUCAGUGGCAUUUGCCUUGAAAAUACUUGCCAGUAUGAAAAUCUAUUGGGCUGAAUACAAUUCUGAUGAAAAUACCUGUUUUCAUAAACACAGGGUCACAGUGUCUAUGGGGUCAAUGUGCAAAUAAGUGCCAGGAAGUCUUGAUCUGGGUGGAAGGUAAAACCUUUCCCGCCUGGGGAACCCAGAAUUGGAGCAGGUGUCAGAGGCAGGUUCUAGGCCUCUGCUGCAAUGUUCUCAAUCCACCAGAGGCCCUUUAAUAUUCCCUGGAAUAGAGAAGCCUGUAGCUGAAACAGAGCGCAUUCUGGGAGGGCUCUCCAAGGUCUGGAAGAAGCCUCCCCAGGAAAGAUCUCCAAGAUAGCCCCACCCAGCCAAGCUGCUCAGAUGCUGCCCAGAGGUUGACUCCUUGAGACCUGGGAACAGAGAUCUCUUGGAUCAGGAUAAGGGGAGGGGCACCUGAACAGACCUUGCCUUCUGGCCCCAGGAUGUGUGAAGAAUGUUGGGGACAAAGAUUAGGAGGAACAGAAAGGUUAUUUACCAUGUUUACCAAAUCGUCCAGGGCAGGGGCUGUAUGAGCAGUAGCAAUUGCUGAUUCCUCAUGGGAAGGUGAGCUGGUGGAGGAUGUCACUGGCCACCUCUGGGCUUGAGGCUCUUCCUGGCCAACCUGACUUCCCACGUGGCUGCUUAGUUCCUGCCCCUCUCUCCCCUCCCUGCUUCUCCUUUACUAACACAGCCUGCCACAUUUUACACAUGUGUUGGUAAGUGAGAAACAAAACAUAAAAAAUAAAGUGAAGAAACACAG